Molecule: messenger RNA, 2922 nt
Organism: Mytilus trossulus (common blue mussel)
Lineage: Eukaryota; Metazoa; Mollusca; Bivalvia; Mytilida; Mytilidae
Product: intraflagellar transport protein 88 homolog
Exons: 25
Coding region: 57-2531 (824 amino acids)
Biological process (GO): non-motile cilium assembly; intraciliary transport
Cellular component (GO): centriole; non-motile cilium; ciliary basal body
Molecular function (GO): kinesin binding
Source: RefSeq, a predicted model, not a curated record
GAAUAUUUUCUUGGAGACACCGGAGUAAGGUGAAAAUAUAUUGUUUCUUAGUAUAGAUGAACCGAAUGAGUAUGAUGGAGCAAACUAAUUUAGCGGGAGAAGAUGAGGAUGAGAUGUAUUCAGGUUUCAACGAUUAUAAUGCCACUUUAGAUACAGAUGAUCUACAACAUGAUGAGAGCUUUCAGAAAGCUGUUAUGAGAACAAGUCAUGGGAGAAGACCACCUCCAACUGGUAAGAUUCCCGGAACAGCUGCCAAGGGGCGAGGAGCCAUGCCAUCUUCAAUGGGACGCUUGACCACUGGCCAAGCUGGAGGUGAAAUGGCCAGACCAAUGACAGCUGUAAGAGCUGCAGGUUAUACUUCUUUUGGAAACAGAGGUGGAGGUUUUGAUCCUUUAAAUCAGUCUGGACCAGCUCCACCACUUGAGCCAAAGCCAGAGGACACGCCAGAAGAGAAAAUAAAACAACUUGAAAAGAAAGUAAAUGAGCUAAUAGAAGAAAGCUGCUUUGCAAACAGUACUGGUGAUCUUAGUCUGGCAUUGGAGAAAGCUAAAGAAGCUGGUAGAAAAGAGAGAGUAUUGGUGAGACAGAGAGAGCAACAAUCCAUGGGAGACUCCAUUAAUCUGGAUCUUACUUAUUCGGUUCUUUUUAACUUGGCCAACCAGUAUGCAGCUAAUGAAAUGUACAAUGAAGCUUUGAAUACUUACAAUGUUAUUGUAAAGAAUAAAAUGUUUUCAAAUGCAGGACGUCUCAAGGUCAACAUGGGAAAUAUAUAUUUUAAGCAGAGGAACUUUCCUAAAUCUAUCAAAUUUUACAGAAUGGCCUUGGAUCAGGUUCCUAAUGCACAUAAAGAAAUGAGAACAAAGAUAAUGCAAAACAUAGGAAUAGUGUUUACUAAGAUGGGCCAGUAUAAUGAUGCUAUUACAUCCUUUGAACAUAUCAUGUCAGAAGCACCAAGUUUUAAGACUGGUUUUAACUUGAUCCUAUGUUACUUUGCCCUUGGUGAUCGUGAGAAGAUGAAGAGGGCCUUCCAGAAAUUGUUGACAGUAGAUUUAAAGGUUGAUGAUGAAGACAAAUACUUGGCGCAUAGUGAUGAUAAACAAUACAACUUAGUUGUGGAAGUAAUAAAGAACGAUUCUUUAAGACAAAAUGAACGAGCAAGGAAAUAUGAAGCUGAGAAUUGUAUAAAAACUGCAGCUAAGAUUAUCUCCCCUGCUAUUGAACCAACAUUUGCAUCUGGAUAUGACUGGUGUGUUGACCAGGUGAAGAACUCCCAGUACCUUGAUUUAGCACAUGACCUUGAAAUUGACAAGGCCAUCAUGUAUCUUAAACAAAAAGACUUCAACCAGGCUAUAGAGACUCUGAAGUCAUUUGAGAAGAAGGAUUCCAAAGUAGCAAGUACAGCGGCAACAAAUUUAUCAUUCCUCUACUUUUUGGAAAAUGACAUGGCCCAGGCAGACAAGUAUGCUGAGGUUGCCAUGCAGGCAGACAGAUAUAAUCCUUCAGCUCUUGUAAACAAAGGAAAUGUAUUAUAUACAAAAGGAGAUUUUGAGAAGGCAAGAGAGUUUUAUAAGGAGGCUUUGCAGAAUGACUCUUCUUGUGUGGAGGCUCAGUAUAAUUUAGGACUGACCAAUAAGAACCUGAAACGUUUAGAGGAUGCAUUAGACUGUUUCUACAAGCUUCACGCUAUACUGAGAAACAGUCCACAAGUUAUGUACCAGAUUGCUGAUAUACAUGAUCAAUUAGAAGACACAGCACAAGCAACAGAGUGGUUUAUGCAGUUGAUUGGUGUUGCACCAACAGAUACAUCAGUACUGGCUAGAACAGGAGAGAUUUAUGACAAUGAAGGAGACAAGUCACAAGCAUUCCAAUACUAUUAUGAUUCUUACAGAUAUUUUCCAUCCAACAUUCCUGUUAUAGAAUGGUUAGGGGCAUACUAUAUUGAUUCUCAAUUUUGUGAGAAGGCUAUACACUAUUUUGAGAGAGCUGCUAUUGUUCAACCUAACCAAGUGAAAUGGCAGUUGAUGAUAGCAAGCUGUCACAGACGAAGUGGAAAUUAUCAACAAGCAUUGGAAACUUACAAACAUAUACACAGGAAGUUCCCGGAAAAUGUAGAAUGUUUGAAAUUUUUGGUGAGGAUUUGUUCAGAUCUUGGUUUAAAAGAGGCCCAGGAGUACGCCACAAAGUUAAAGAAAGCUGAGAAAGCUAAAGAACUGAAAGACCAGCGUGCAAGUAGUGGAACAAGAAGAGGUAGUGGUCGAGCCAAACGUGAAGGUAGUGCUGGAAGUGAUCGAGAAACUAGUGCAGGAGGGUCAAGGAAACCUAGCUCUAAAGGUCGAAGGUCAGGUGGAAAUCGACUAGAAUAUGAUGAUGAUGGUAAACCAUAUCAAGUUAGCAACAAACAGGAAAUUGAUUCCACAUAUUCUGAUCCAUUAGGGCCACAGAUGGAAAGACCAAAAACAGCAGCAAAUAAGCGUAAUGACCAUGAUGAGCUGUUUGAUGAAGAUGUUGGAGACGAUCUUUUACCAGAAUAGACAAUAUAAGAAUAGAACUGAAUGAAUUAAAUAAUACAUGUAGUUCACAUAAAUAUUUAUUUAUUUAUUUAUUCCGUCCAUUGUUCAUGUGUAUUUUUGUAGAAUUUUACAUUUGAUUUUUAAAUCUUUACCAAUAACUUUAAUAUCUUAUGAAAUUUAAAAUUAUAUUAAAAAAUCUUUUUAGAUAGUCAUUAUCUAUAUAAUUGCCUUUAAGUUGACAAGACAGUGAGUGACAUUUUCAUAUUGAAAAAAUAAUUAUCUCCCUUUGAACAGUUUAAUAGUUAUGUCCCUUUGAUGUAAAAUAAGAGUAAUUAAUUAAAAGAAAUAUUUGUUUCACUUUACAUUGAUGUGUAUUGUGUUUGUUAAAGAAUAAAGGAAUGCUAGCUUGUUA